Mycetomoellerius zeteki is the source of this 857-nucleotide messenger RNA. RefSeq names its product prefoldin 2 (gene Pfdn2). The record is from RefSeq and is a predicted model, not a curated record. The transcript is spliced from 3 exons. Bases 92 to 547 code for a protein of 151 amino acids. Gene Ontology annotation, biological process: protein folding. Gene Ontology annotation, cellular component: prefoldin complex. Lineage: Eukaryota; Metazoa; Arthropoda; Insecta; Hymenoptera; Formicidae.
AGCAGCUGUCCUGUCCCGUCGACGACUGGCUCUACGUCGUCCGAAUUCCGAAUAUCGUCGUAGUGGAACUGUCGCGACCGAGAUUCCUAAUAUGGCCAGUGAAAAAAAACCGGCGAAGGCGCCGUCAAAAAGAGAGAAAACCGCCGAGGAGAUACUGACGGAGUUCCAGUCGCACCGAAAUGAACAGAGAGUGCUGGCAAAUAAACUCUCCGAGAUGGAGAUGGAAUUGAACGAACACAAAAUUGUUAUCGACACGUUAAAGAAUGUGGAUCCUAAGAGGAAGUGCUACAGGAUGAUCGGCGGGCUUCUGUGCGAACGUACGGUGGAAGACGUGAUGCCUGCUCUGGUAACGAACAAAGAACAGUUGAUGAAAGUGAUAGACGCUUUAAACGAUCAGGUAACGAAAAAAGGGAUCGAGAUAAAUGAGUACAAGGAAAAGCACAACAUCAGAAUCAGAGGACAAGAUGAUUUGCAGCAACAAGAAGAGGAUAACAACAAUAAAGAAGACAAGAGAAAGGCGAUUGUUGUGAAUCCGAUUGAGAUUUAAGUGUAUUAAAUAUAAGUUUUUUUUAAUACUACAUUAAGGCAUAUUAAGACGUGCGUGGAUCCUUAAUUGGAUAAAUACUUUUUGAGUUUAUUUCUAAAUUAGUUUCCAUGUUUAUUUAUUGUGCCGUCUUGUAUAUGUCACACCACUUUGUAACGUCAUAUCGCUAGGCGUUUGUUCCACAAGUGUAUUUGACCAAAAAAAAGAAGAAUAUUUUAAUGUCUUGUAAAAAUUAGGUUCGUACAAUUUCUGCAAUUAGGUCUCUCGAUUACUUGUAUCUUUGCGUCAAAAGUCAAAUAAUAACGUAACGUUC